This is a messenger RNA of Tachysurus vachellii, 1790 nucleotides long. RefSeq lists its product as uncharacterized. The record is from RefSeq and is a predicted model, not a curated record. The transcript is spliced from 6 exons. Gene Ontology annotation, cellular component: membrane. Lineage: Eukaryota; Metazoa; Chordata; Actinopteri; Siluriformes; Bagridae. The coding region runs from base 138 to 644 and encodes 168 amino acids.
UUCCCCUCCUCUCCUCUCCCCAGUACAUUAAUACAUGCGCACUUUAUUUUCUGUGCUCCUCUAUAUCACCACUACCCCAGUUUCCCUUUCUCCUGCUGAAUACUGUGAUUUCUGGGUCACAAACUCCUGCUGUCAAAAUGGCAGACUCACAGAGUGUACCACCAUGCAAACUGCAUCGUCUGUUCAGGGUUUAUGAUCCUGAGGUUGUAGCGGUUAUGACAAUAUUACUUGGACUGUUCCAAAUGCUUCUGGGACUUCCAACUUACUACAUGAGCGUCAACAUAAAAGUACUACAUGUGUGCCCAGUUGUUGUCGGAGCAGCAUUUGUAGCUGGUGGAGCAUUUGCAAUGGCAUGUGAAAGAGCUCCUAGCAGGCAGCUGAUGAAAUCCUGUGUUUAUGCCAGUGCCUUUGGGCUGUUGGUGGGAUUGUGUGCCAUUAUUAUUUAUGCCUAUGCAGUCAAUGACAUAAAAUCUGUAGAAUCUGUUUGUGAACUCAACGAAGGUCGGCGAAUUGGUUGUCAAAAAGAUCUUGUCACUGAAUAUUUCAUAUCAGUCUCUGCAUUGCUUUUGAUUUAUGACAUCGGAGCACUCACCCUUCAAGGUCUCAUUUUAUUUUCAGCUAUGAAAGGUUUGAAAACAAGCUGAAUAUACAGUAUUUUUUCAUAAGUGAGAAGUUGAAAAAUGUAGAGUAUAACUCAGAAAUUUAAAUGUAUGUUCAUGUACUUUUUAAUUUUGCACUUUUUUUUAAUAAAAGUGACAUUUUAAAAAGUAAGCAUAGUAGUGUAAACUAUAGUGUACACAAAAAUGUUCUCCAUUUAAAGUGGAAACAACAUAUGACUUGUGUGUCUUCAACUCUGUAUGUCAAAGUCAUUUUGGAUUGGUGUUGUAACUAUUCAUAACAUUGUACAUUGUUUUCAGGUUUUGUUUGUGCUUGAAAUACACAGAGCCUGCUUUACUAAUUUGUAUAAUACCAUCAUAUACAGUAAUAUAAUAUAUGAAACAAUACAGAAGCUCUACACAGUACCUACAUAAAUUGCAUUGAUUAUAAUGCAGUAAGUGUAAGAUAGGCAGUACAGGCAGAACAACAAAAGAUUAAUAUGAAUAAGAUGAUGCACAUUGUAAAAUAGUAAAUGAUAAAUUGAAUAUACAGCAUAUCUGCUAUUAGCUUGUAAUAAUAAAAUGGCAAAACUCAAUAAAAAUAAGGAAUUAGAAUUAUUUAAAAUGAUUUCACUGUUUUUUUUGUCUAGUCACCUUUAUUGCUUUAUCUGAUGUAUACACUCACUGGCCGCUUUUAUGGAAACAACCCCUGCUUAUUCGUGCAAGUAUCCAAUUAGCCAGUCAUGCAUGAAUGCUGUAGUACAGCGCAUUAAAUAACAAUAGAAAUGUGCAUGUGUGUGUGAUUCUACAGAAGUCUGCCACUACCACAUGAUUGGUUUGGAUAAAAACAUAUAAACCGCACACAUUAAAGUGGCCAAAAAAUGAACGUCAGUUUAUAUAAUACACGUCAAAGUCUUUUAUAAACCCUUUAAACCGCCCUGACUAAUGUGGAAAAAGGAAAUACAAAUUUUUAGAAUAUUUAUCAUAAUUACUGUAGUUAACUACUAUAUUCUAAACCAAACAUACUGUGUCUAGAUUACCCGUGUCCUUGAGAUUUUACAUGUGCAUUCCUGUUAUAUUAGUUAUCACUUUUUGGAUUUAGAUUUCAUACAUUUUUACUACAGUGUUUGGAUGUUUACUUUAUUUUCCUUUGUGUUUUUUUAUUUGUUAAACAAUAAAGAAAUAUUUCAACAA